GCCGGAGCGGCCCACGUCGUCGCCGGGGCACGACGGGAUGCUGCGUCCGGAGGCUGGUGAUGAUGACAAUGGUUCAGUAAGUCGCUGGGAUGGAUGAGGAAGGUCUGCGGUCAGCGCCCGGUGGAAGAACAGGGAGCUGCUGUGCGUCCCGGCUCCGCGAUGCCGUCACCUCUGCGCGCGUUUCCCUCCGCGACCCGCCGGACAGAGGACACAGGCGGACAAGUGACACACCGGCAUCGGAAUCUGAACCAGAACCAGCCUCGGAAUAACGCGCAGAGGCAGUAGAGGAGCCGGACAUGGAGAGACACGGCGGCCGGGCCAGGGAGGACGCAUCUCCCGCAGCGAAGGAGGAGAAGCGCCGGGAGAAGAAGCCGAAGUCCGGGAAGCUUUUCCGAAAGAAGCCGUUGAAGUCGGUUGGAAGUUUUAUGAACAGGAUCCUGAGAACUUUGGGCACUUUCGCCCACUUUGGAGACGCGGACGCGCCGGACGCGGAGGACGACGACGGGGGGUUCGGGAAGGGCGCACCGUGCACCCUGAGCGCCAUGCCCCGGGAGGAGGCACAGGUGAGACACGGGGACCCGCGGGGGGCGAAGAACACCUCCAGCACCUCCUCCUCCCUGUGCACCGGCAGGGAGAAGCUGCUCUGCCGGUACGGAGACCGAGUCCCCGGCGUCCUGGGGCUGAAGAACCACGGGAACACCUGCUUCCUGAACGCGGCGGUCCAGUGUCUGAGCAACACCGACCUGCUGGCGGAGUACCUGGGGCUGGAGCGGUACAAGCUGGACCUGGACCUGAGCCUGGGCCGGGUCAACGGCCCGGUGAGGGGUGAGGAGCCGCGGCUGGCCCGGGGAGAGGUCACCGAGCAGCUGGCCUCACUGGUCCGGGCCCUGUGGACUCUGGAGUACACACCACAGCUGUCCGUGGACUUCAAGACGAUAGUGUCCAAGUAUGGAUCUCAGUUUCGUGGAAACUCCCAACACGAUGCCCUGGAGUUCCUCCUGUGGCUGCUGGACCGCGUCCACGAGGACGUCAAUCUGGCCUCGCACAACAACAACAACAAGACCAAAGCUCCCGGACAGGGCCCCGGGGGAGCUGAGGAGGCGCCGUCUCCGGACCCGUCCCAGUCCCAGUCCCAGUCCCAGCAGCCCAGCGUCCAGCACAGCUUCGUCCAGGAACACUUCCAGGCCCAGUACAAAUCCUCGCUGACGUGCCCCCACUGUCUGAAACAGAGCAACACCUUCGACCCUUUCCUCUGCAUCUCACUCCCUCUUCCUCUGCGCCAGACCAGGCCGCUGUGUGUGACGCUGGUGUUCAGCACCAAAGGGCAGCGGUACCUCCGCACCGGGCUGGCUGUGCCCCUGUUCGGCUCGGUGGCCUGCCUGAGGAGGGUGGUGGCCGACGAGGGGAAGAUUUCUCCGGACCAGGUGAUCCUGACGGAGGUCUACUCCACCGGGUUCCACCGCUCCUUCUUCGACGAGGACGAUCUAACGAGCAUCGCCGAGAAUGAUGUCAUCUACGCCUUCCAGGCUCCGCCCCUCUACAUCAGAGGAGGCUCGGCUCGGAUCUCAGGGUACCACCACAGCCUGCCAUCGUCUCCCUACUCCACCGGGCCCGAGGGUCAGAGGUUACCGGCUUCUGGGGCGUUGUCCUCAGAGUUCCUCAACCAGGGCGUCCCGCUGAAGAUCCUGCUGCUGGUGUGCAACGCCGCCGGGGGGGGGCAACAGGCCGUCAGGUUCGGACCUCCGUUUCUGAUGAGGGAGGACCGGGCGAUCUCCUGGGACCAGCUGCAGCAGAGCAUCCUCAGCAAACUUUACUACCUGAUGAUCAACGGAGCUCAGGCGCAGAAUACCAGGGUGCUGUUCAACAUCCGCGUGGUCGGAGGUUCAGCGUUUUACAGCUACCUGUCACCUCAAGACGGGCGACCGCUCUACCACCCCGCCGUGGACAGGGCUCUGAAGCUCUGCAGCUCUGGAGGACCUCCACACGUGAAGCUCAUCAUCGAGUGGGAGCACAGGAUCAAGGACUGCCUGUUUGGAAACAUCCAGGAGGAGGUGGUGAGAGAUGCAGAGAGCGUGAGGAACCAGCAGCAGCAGCACGUGCAGCAGUACAGCUGCACCCUGGACGAGUGCUUCCAGCUCUACACCAAAGAGGAGCAGCUUGCCCCAGACGACGCCUGGAAGUGCCCUCACUGCCAGCAGCUGCAGCAGGGCAUGGUGAAGAUGAGCCUGUGGACGCUCCCGGACAUCCUCAUCCUGCACCUGAAGAGGUUCCGGCAGGUGGGAGACCGCAGGAACAAGCUCACCACCUUCGUGCACUUCCCUCUGACGGGCCUGGACAUGAAGCCCCACAUGGUGAGCCGCACCCACGGCUCCCACCCGCCCCCCCCGCAGCCCGGGUGGAGGCAGUCCAGACGCCACGACCUGGCCCCCCCGGACUACCUGUACGAUCUGUACGCUGUGUGUAAUCACCAUGGAGGGAUGCACGGCGGACAUUACACAGCCUUCUGUAGGAACUCUGUAGACGGCCAGUGGUACAGCUACGAUGACAGCAGUGCCGAGCCGGUUCCCGAGGCAGAGGUGGUCACACGUGGAGCCUACAUCCUCUUCUACCAGAGAAGGAACACCAUCCCGCCGUGGUCGGCCAGCUCCUCCCUCACUGGCUCCACCAGCUCCUCCACCUCUGAUCACUGGCUGGUCCGGCUCACUGGGGGCAGCGAGAGGGGCAGCGUGGUGUCAGGGGGGCCCCUCCCCACGGCCCCGGGGCCCCCACAGGCUCCAGAUUCUCCUGAGCUGCCAGUGUUCGGAGAUGAACCAUCAAAAACAAACGGGUUCGAGGCCAAGCCGUUUGUCCGUGGGACCCAAGGCAGGAGUGUCAGCAUGAGAUCUCCGACUAAGUCCAAGGAGACUCUGAGCAAAGUUCUGCCGCUGCGCUGGUCCUUUGGCCCCAAGGAUCGCGUUAAACACCCAGCGCAGACCCGGCCUGGGGAGCUGGUGGAGUACCUGGAGUCUGGGCGCCGGCCGCGGUGUACCAAAGACCCCAUCGUCCAACUGGUGGCCACCCCACCACAGAAGGCUUCCCAGCGGAGAGCCUUCAAUGUGGGACAGGACUGCAGCUCGCCCAGUGGCAGCAGCCUCAGCUGUUCAGACAGACCCUGCUCGGACACGUGCUACUCGCCCAAGCUGCCAGAGGGACAGAGCCGACCCUGUGUGGACAGAAGCUCCGGCCAGGGAGUCGGUCACAACAGCAAAGCAAUAGACGAGGUGUCCCUGAGGCAGAGGUUGUCUAAGAGAGCGAGGCAGGACCCGGGCAGGACCCUGGACCUCCAGCUGCACAGAGGACUCAUCCUAGAAGAUCAAAUCAGCCACAGUGCACCCCCCAGCAGAGACUCCACUCUGAAGAGAACCAAGGUCCAGGCGGGGGUGACGUUCAGGCCUCAGAAGGACCUGGUGCAUAUGAUCCUCCAAUCUGAGGGCCGGGGGGGGCACGAGGGUCGCAGCCACGACAGCCUCUUGUCUUUCUUCAAACCAGGUUUCAUGAAGAAAGGGAUUCUGAGGUCACCGACCAAGGGGAUCGAUCGGCGUCUGAACGGCCACGGACACCUGGAGAAGCUGGCGGCCAGUCCUUUAGCCAAACUGUCCCUCUCCAACGGGACGCUGACCACGCUGGCCCACGAGGCCGGGAGGACCGGCGUCGCCCCCUGCUGUGACACACACAACCGCAAAGUGCCGCUGCCGAACGGAAAGGCCGUACACCCCGAGGCCGGGGACAUCCAGCGCGCCCACAGCUCCGGCAACAUCCAGACGAAGCUGGAUCUGACUUUCCGCCGGUGCGCCUCCCUGCAGAGGAACGGCCAAGUCCCGGCGCAUCCGGAGCCUCGCGUCCUGCUGCCGGACAAGCCCGGCCACAGCCCUCUGCAGCGGACACGCUACAGCACCACCUCCCUGGGUCGGCACCGGCCCGUCCCCGAGCACUGAACCUGCACUGCACGCUUAGCUAGAGGAGGACACUGGACACAGAGGAGCUGUUUGUGUCCAACGAGCACAGAUAUCACUGGAAACAGAGAAGUAACGACAACAUGAUCAGGAGAAGCUUCCUGGCUGCUGUGAAAGAAAAAUACAGGAGACUAGACAUGACAUGUGGUAUCGAUACAAAACAAGAGGAAGAGCCUCAGUUUUCAACAAUCAAAAGUACAGAUCCAAGGUCUGUUUUCUUAUGAUCAUGAAUAUCAAUCUUAAGCUGUGUCUCAAUUCAGACGCCUCUUUCUCCUGAGGACCACAAACGCCUCCUCCUUCAGGGGCCUCAUGCACCGUGGGAACCGAACCGAGACGUUCCGGUUCACAGAGGCUUUCUGUGAUCAGGGGUCACCAGCUCGCCCCCCCCCCCCCUCACUGCUGAUUCCCAGCAGCAGAGCGUGACGUACUUCCUGAGUUGAGCCACAGCCACAGAGAUCACUUCAGCCACUUGACACCAUGUGACUGAUGUUCUGUCCUGUGUGUGUUUUUUUUUUUAAAGUGCCUCUGUGACAGCCCAGAAUGACUUCUGAACUCUCGGACCUCUCGAGAAGCCGCCGGCUCGACGGAGCGCUGGAGAGGAGGCAGAUCUUCUCUCCCCCCCCCCCGUCAUAGCACUGUUAGAAGUUCCUACCUGUGUGUGUCUUAAACUCAAUCUAUGCAGUUCGUUUACUGAGGAGAGAAACUGCUGUAGUGUGAUGAGGGAUUAGUUCAAAACGAAGCAAGCUGCCAUUAGAAGGUGGUUUUAUUCUGAAAGGGCAGAGAGUGGUUUAUCCAUUGUGGAGUGAAAAACACUGGAGUCUUUGGAGUAUUCACAGUUUAAUGGGCUCAAACAACAUGUCUCAGAUUUUGCAUAAAAAGUAUUAACACCUGCAGAAAACCACACGCUCCACGGCUUCGUCAUGUAUGAUCAUCCUCCUGUUUUUAUAACCAAUGCACUUUCUUUCUUUUUUUAAAUUCCAUAUGUCGCUACAUCACCUGAGCUUCUACACUGAUGAGUCUGAUUUCUAAUUGAGAGGCAAUUAGACC
Pleuronectes platessa (European plaice) is the source of this 5039-nucleotide messenger RNA. It is a transcript of the gene usp43b, whose product is annotated as ubiquitin specific peptidase 43b. NCBI's taxonomy places the organism in Eukaryota, Metazoa, Chordata, Actinopteri, Pleuronectiformes, Pleuronectidae. Gene Ontology annotation, biological process: protein deubiquitination. The record is from RefSeq and is a predicted model, not a curated record. Gene Ontology annotation, molecular function: cysteine-type deubiquitinase activity.